AUUGCGCUCGUGCUUCGGCCCAUCUCCGGCCCGUCUCCGCUCGGACCGUCCCUCUGCGGCUGUGGCUCUGCUGGGGCUCUGCGAUGGGAUGCUGCGGCAGCGCGGAGAGGCCUAAGCGAGAGUGGCGCCCCCUAGAGGACCGCAGCUGCACAGAUCUGCCCUGGUUCCUGCUGUUCACCGCCUUCUGCGUUGGCAUGGGCGGGAUCUGCGGCUUCACUGUGGCCACCGGGGGCGCUGCUCGGCUGCUGUUUGGAUACGACAGUUUUGGAAACACGUGUGGAGAGCGCAACGAGAGGCUGGAGGGAGUCCAGCUCAGCGGGCUAGACCACACGGACAGGAGGUUCGUGUUCUUCUUGGACCCGUGUGACAUAGACUUAGUCCAGAGGAGGAUUCGCUCCAUGGCGCUCUGUGUGUCGCUGUGUCCCGGACGAGAGCUCCGCACCUACGAAGACCUGCGCAGCUUCGCCAUGAACAACGGCUCAGAGCUGUGUUCAUAUGAACUGCCCCCACACAACUACCCGUCUCUACCAGAGAGGUUUGACCGCUGUCCCAAGCUCCCUGUGCCCCGCAGUAAGCCCCUCCCCCUCCUGCGGCGCUGCUCACCUGUUCAGGUGUCUUGUUACGCCCGUCUGGCCGUUGCCGUGGUGACAUUUGUGGGUGACGACAGUGUUCUGCACCGGCUGAUCGCAGGCGUAUCGGCGAGUCGGGAUGUCAUCAUUGGCCUGUGCUUCCUGGCCCUCGUGCUCUCCAUGCUGCUGAUGCUGAUCAUUCGGUACAUCUCCACAGUUCUGGUGUGGGUUCUCACAGGUCUGGUGGUUCUUGGCUCUUUAGGGGGCACUGGCGUCCUGUGGUGGUUGUACAUCGACCACCGUCUCCAUGGAAAUGACACAGUGACAACAGUCCGACCCCGUGACAACAGUAAUCAGGGUAACGUCAGCUCAAAAGACGCGGUGACCAAGAACCAGGCCCUGCUGGUGUACGCUGGGGCCGCCACCGUCUUCACCUUGGUCCUGCUGCUGCUGAUGCUGUUCAUGAGGAAGCGCGUGGCUCUCACUGUGGCUCUGUUUCAUGUGGCGGGGAAAGUGUUCUUGUGUCUCCCCCUACUGGCCGCACUGCCCUUCGUCACCCUGCUCUUCCUCCUGCUCUUCUGGUCCUACUGGGUCCUGGUGCUCCUCUUCCUCGGUACCUCUGGAGACCCAGUCCCAGAUGAGGAAUCAGGCCUGGUCGAGUUCCGGCUCCAGGGAAACCUCCAGUACCUGCCCUGGUUCCACGCAGUGGGCCUGGUCUGGAUCUCUGAGUUCAUCCUGGCCUGUCAGCAAAUGACCAUCGCCGGAGCUGUGGUCACGUACUACUUCACCAGGGAUAAGGCCCGCCUCCCGGCCACGCCCAUCCUGUCUUCUGUGCUGCGAUUGGUCCGUUACCAUCUGGGCACUGUGGCCAAAGGCUCGUUCAUCAUCACCGUGGUGAAGGCCCCUAGACUUCUGCUCAUGUACCUGCACAACCAGCUCAGGGGCCGGGAGAACGCCUGUGCUCGCUGCCUCCUCAAGACCUGCAUCUGCUGCCUCUGGUGUCUGGAGAAGUGCCUCAACUACCUGAACCAGAACGCGUACGCAGCCACAGCGAUAAACAGCACUAGUUUCUGCGUGUCGGCUCGUGAUGCCUUCGUGAUCCUGGUGGAGAAUGCUCUGAGGGUCGCCACCAUCAAUGCCGUGGGAGACUUUGUCCUGUUCCUCGGAAAGGUGCUGAUCGUCUCGUGCACUGCCUUUGCGGGGGUCUUAGUCCUGAACUACCAGCGGGACCUGUCUGAGUGGCUGCUGCCGCUGGUGUUCGUGUGCCUGGGGGCCUUCCUGGUGUCCCACUGCUUCCUGUCCGUCUUCGAGAUUGUGGUGGACGUGCUCUUCCUUUGCUUCGCCAUAGAUACUAAGUACAACGAUGGCACCCCCGGCAAGGAGUUCUACAUGGACAAGGCCCUCAUGGAGUUUGUGGAGAGCAGUCGUCGUGUGGAGAGAGGCUUGAGUCGGCGCAGAGUGAAGGGGGCGGAGUCAGAACCCAUGGCGCCAGGUUCCAGUUCGGUUUGACGGCGCGCUGUGGAGUGGGACUUUGUUACAGAGACAUUCCAGAGAUUUAUUUUUCCCGUUUUUGGGAGGGAGCAGGGAAAGCACUAUUUUAAUAACGAAAAUAACAGUAAUAACCACGAAAUAACGAGCACUUUACGGAGCAGACAUGAACACAUCACGACAUGGACAGAGGGGCUUUUUACAGACGCACCUGAACGCACCACUGAAGGACGACGCGUUUAAAGAUCUGAAUGAGGCGGAGCCUGAGACCACACCUCCUGUUCUGUGAAAGGGGCGGGGUCUCCAUCAUCAUGUGACUACUACCGACUACAACAACACGUCUUCCUAUUUGUGGAGCCCGGCAGGAAGUCCAUCAGAGGAGAGGAGAAGAGGG
Molecule: messenger RNA, 2451 nt
Organism: Periophthalmus magnuspinnatus
Lineage: Eukaryota; Metazoa; Chordata; Actinopteri; Gobiiformes; Gobiidae
Gene: slc44a1b
Product: solute carrier family 44 member 1b
Exons: 17
Coding region: 84-2078 (664 amino acids)
Biological process (GO): transmembrane transport
Cellular component (GO): membrane
Molecular function (GO): transmembrane transporter activity
Source: RefSeq, a predicted model, not a curated record